This is a messenger RNA of Jaculus jaculus (lesser Egyptian jerboa), 3732 nucleotides long. RefSeq names its product Kruppel like factor 11 (gene Klf11). Gene Ontology annotation, biological process: regulation of transcription by RNA polymerase II. Gene Ontology annotation, molecular function: RNA polymerase II cis-regulatory region sequence-specific DNA binding; DNA-binding transcription factor activity, RNA polymerase II-specific. The transcript is spliced from 4 exons. NCBI's taxonomy places the organism in Eukaryota, Metazoa, Chordata, Mammalia, Rodentia, Dipodidae. The coding region runs from base 56 to 1609 and encodes 517 amino acids. The record is from RefSeq and is a predicted model, not a curated record.
GCUCACGCCGCUCCCAUCCCCGUGGCACCUUUGUUACCUGCAAUCCUCCCGCACCAUGCACGCGCCAGGCACCGCGGGCCCGGGCGACGCGUGCGCGAUUGACAUCAUGGACAUCUGUGAGUCAAUAUUGGAGCGGAAACGGCAUGACAGUGAAAGGUCUACGUGCAGCACCCUAGAGCAGACGGACAUGGAAGCUGUUGAGGCUCUUGUUUGCAUGAGUUCCUGGGGUCGGAGGUCCCAGAAAGGUGACCUGCUGAAGAUAAGACCCCUCACACCUGUCUCUGAUUCUGGGGACAUCACCACCACUGUGCUUAUGGACACAGCUGCACUUGAGCUACCAAAGGACUUCCAUUCUUUCUCAACUCUGUGCAUAACUCCUCCUCAGAGCCCUGAGCUCGUGGAGCCGUCAACAGGAACAUCUGUUCCUUCCCAGGUAACUAAUUCCAAAGGACACAUGACCGUGGCCCUCUCCUCAUCCUCUGUGUCAGCCAGAGAGCUGAGCAGUAGGGCAGAAAAGGGUUUGCCAGGUUUUAAGCCAAAGCCACUGGAGCCAGCCACUGGACCCCCCUGUAGAGCUGUGGUGACAAGUGUGAUCCGUCACACCGGGGAGAGGCCUGCUCCUGCCUGCUUUCCUACCAUCCAGACUCCAGAGCAGCCGCUGUCCAAAGGAAGAGGAGAAGCACAGUUUCUGGGACGUUUGGAAGCUUUGCAGGACACAUGCCUCACAGACCGUGUACUCAUCUCUAACUCGGUUUCCUGUCAGCCUUGCUUGCACAAGUCUAGUAGCCUGGUUCCUACCAACAAGGACCAGCAGGCAAGAUGGCCCACUUCUGUUCAGACCUCCUUACCAAAGAAUUCUGAAAAUGACUUGCUGAGGAAGACCACCCCUCUGAUUUCUGUCCCUGUCUUCAGUCCCCCUGUCCUUUGCCAAAUGGUCCCUGUGACUGGACAGAGUGGCAUGUUCUCAGCUUUUUUGAAGUCCCCUCCCCAGGUACCUACAGGGACUGUCAAGCCCAUCUUACCUAACCAGGCUGCUCCCAUGCCUCAGCCUGUGCUCAUGGGCCCAUCUGUGCCUCAGGGAACCGUGAUGCUGGUCCUGCCACAGGCCUCCUUCCCCCAGCCUGUCCCCUGCCCAUCUGGCGUCAUGGCUAUCGGAAAUACCAAGUUGUUGCCCCUUGCCCCUGCUCCAGUGUUCAUUGCCUCCAGUCAAAACUGUGCUCCUCAGGUAGACUUCUCCAGAAGGAGAAACUACGUUUGCAAUUUCCCAGGCUGCCGGAAGACCUACUUCAAAAGUUCCCACCUCAAGGCUCAUCUUCGAACCCAUACGGGGGAGAAGCCUUUUACUUGCAGCUGGGAUGGCUGUGAUAAGAAGUUUGCACGCUCAGAUGAAUUGUCUCGCCACCGCAGAACUCACACUGGGGAGAAGAAGUUCGCGUGUCCGGUGUGUGAUCGGCGCUUUAUGCGGAGUGACCAUCUCACAAAGCAUGCCCGACGUCACAUGGCCACCAAGAAGAUCCCAGGCUGGCAGGCAGAGGUGGGCAAGCUGAACAGAAUCUCCCCUGGAGAGAUCCCAGGGAGCACCCCUGAGCCAUUGCUAGCCUCUGCCUGAGAGGUUACUGGUGUUACCGGAGGAUUCUUAGAGCCCCUUUCAGGAAUGGGACUGUGCAUUCCAGGGGCUCAGGGCUGGGUAAGGCUUGGAAACUGGUUCUGAUGGAAGCAUGGUAACUUUACUUUUCUGGUUGGGACCCUGUUCAGUAUCUUUUGUAUUUUCAGAAGUGUUUUGAUUUUGUUUUUUUGUAAGGAAAUGGAAGAUAUGAUUAUUGAAAUCACCAGCAUUCAAACAAACAUUCGGGCAAUAAAGUUUACAAAGUCUGGAUUUUUUUUUAACAACCUUUCUAUUCAUGUUUUGCAGAAAUGAGACAGGGUACUAAUUUUAUACUUUUUUAUGAAAAAUAUUUAUAUUAUGCUCAAAUCACUGUUUUCUAGGUAGAUGCUUUUACACCCUUCUUUCCAUGUUUUAUAGCAAAGUUUUGGGACGACCCUGCUUUUAGUAAGCUUGGUAUAUUAUUCAGAAAAAAAUCACAAGGUGGUUAUCAGUUCUUUUUUUGGAGUCAAAAUUGAUUGAAUGCAGGCUUAUGAGGGAAACAUAAAUUUUGUAGUCAGUUUCUUCAUAGAAUUUUCAAGGAAAAUUUCAGGCAAUCAGCCCUGUAGUCCACAGAAUUAAAAUUGAGGUUCGGUAGAACUGGGCACAUGUGUAGGUUGCCCUCUGUGAGUACAUGGGCUACUAGCCAGCUGUAGGGGAUCAGGGGCUCCGGCCGGUCUGUGUGUGUAUGUACAGUGCUGUCUUCUGGCCAUUCUCUGCCCAGCGCCAGAGUCUACAUCCUGCUUGUACCCAGCCCAGCUGCUUUGUGGGUUGUCAGUUGACUUCUUUUGAUAGGACCUUAACUAUGUGGUAGGUUCAGUGACUGUGAGAAAAGGAAAUAUCCAUAGUGGUUGGAAGAACUUUCCAGCAACAUGCAGCUCAUCUCAAGUGAUGUACAAGUGCAUACUGUCAGCUGAGGCUCAGAUGCCUUUCUUACAGAUGAACUGUGAGGAAGUGUGUUUUGCUAAAUGGCGCUGGAAUACCACCUAGGGGCCCUUUAACUCAUUUUGUUUGAAGGAAAUGAUUUUGAUCAAAAAUUACCUGAGAUGGAGUUUGAGGUCUAGAAGAUAGACAGUGGGCACUGCCUUUUAAACCUUGUGAGCAGAUACCCUGCAUGUGUAGGAAACUAGCAUCUUACACCCCCAUGGCCACAGAAACUGCUUUGGUUAAAUGUUGAAAGUUCCAGCAACACUAAAUUUAAGAACAAGGAAUCUUGCACAGUUCUGAGCACUUGGAACUAUUUUUGUGCUGUGUGUUAGCUUUUAUAUUUGCCUUUUAAAUAUUGGCACUUAGCAUACAAAAAUGUUUGCAAGAUUGAAAUACUGAAAAAUUAGAUAAAAGUUGUUGUGUUGAGGUCUUCUUAGUCCGAUACAACCCUUACCUGUCAUUCAUUGUAUGUUACUUGAUUCCUGUUAAGCUGCCCUUCAGUGUCACCUGCUUUUUGACAUGUAUCUGUAUUUUUAGUAAACUUUUACAGUCUUGGGCAGUUCCGCAGUUUAAUAUUCCUGUUACCAAAACAUAAGAGUCACAGGAGAACCCUAGUGUACAUAGCUCUUGCUCUUCCCACCACCCCAGCCCGCUGUGUGUCCCAUCAAAGUCCGCAUGCGCGCUUCUCCUUAAUUAUGCCAUGCAAAGUUCUGUGGGUAACGGGAGGCUUCUGAGUAGUCCCUGACCACUGGUGCUCCAAAAGAGCAGGUGUGUUGAAAUGAUGUUACUCCAUUUCCUGAUUAGAUUUAGAGAUCUCUUCUGUAUAUCCCCCACCAUUUCUUGGAAAGAUUGUAAGUUGGAAAACAGCUCCCAUCUGAAAAAGACCCUCCAGAGAACCAGAGCUGUCAGUGGUGGCAGUUCCCCAAUGGGGGCCUCCAUUGUCAACUCGGGGUGUUGGGCGCUGCACAGUGAGGCAGGCUCCCCCAUGCACUUUAUUGCCUGAGCAGUUCUGCUUGAGCCUUUUUUUCUGAAGUUUCAAUAAUAAAAUUUUAAGUGUUUGACAAUUAAGUUUUAUGUAACAGAUGCUGACUUAUUUAAAUGAAUAUGUGUAAUGUAACUUUUUCCUUUGAAUCAUAUAAAACUUUCUUGAUUUGCAAACUGAA